AUGUUCCUACCAAGAAUCUCCUCGAUGCUCACGCUUCAACAUACCGAGAAGUACGCUUACGAGUUCCUCGACGGAAUCAUCAACGAGUUUGUCGAGAGCCUGGCCUCCAAUCUCGCCAAGUGCGCGGCCAUGAAGGCCCGUGGUGAGAAGGCCAAGCACUUCCGCUUCCGUUAUCUGAGCAAGAAGCGAUCCACCUCCGAGUCCUGCUACAUGAGGAAGCGACUCUGGGGCCCUGUCCAGUCCACCUUCAGCUUCUGGAACCGAGUCAACAUCCGCGAGUUCCUCGGCAUCACUCCUCCUGGCGCACAAGACACUCCCAAGCAUGAAAUGUGUCAAGAAACCACCCAAGCACAGCCGGAUGGAAAGGAGAUUCCUUCCCGCCUCCGUGCCGACGGGACCAUUGAGGAUCGCCGACUGCAGCUCCCCUUCCUCUGCGAGACUCGCAUCAUGCGGACCAAGACCGGCACGUUUUACAUUGUGGUCUCGGAGCCACUUGUCCGUCCGGGCGAAAGCCAAGCCCAGGACACGGGACGACCUCGCAAACACCCCUUUGAAGCCUAUUUCCACUUUGUGCAUUACGGGAUCAUCAGUGUGCUCUCACUUCUCUCGUAA
This is a messenger RNA of Polychytrium aggregatum, 612 nucleotides long. RefSeq lists its product as uncharacterized. The record is from RefSeq and is a predicted model, not a curated record. The transcript has 5 exons. Bases 1 to 612 code for a protein of 203 amino acids. Lineage: Eukaryota; Fungi; Chytridiomycota; Chytridiomycetes; Polychytriales.